This is a messenger RNA of Exophiala bonariae, 765 nucleotides long. RefSeq lists its product as uncharacterized. The record is from RefSeq and is a predicted model, not a curated record. The transcript has 2 exons. Bases 1 to 765 code for a protein of 254 amino acids. NCBI's taxonomy places the organism in Eukaryota, Fungi, Ascomycota, Eurotiomycetes, Chaetothyriales, Herpotrichiellaceae.
AUGGCAGAUUCCAAGCAACCACUCUCCUCAGCCUCUGCCGGCACUGCUCCAAAGACCGCCACAAUCACAGAAAGUCCUUCCGUCACCCAUGUCUCCUCUGCGGCGCCGACGAAAAAGUGGACGAAUUUCUGGCUCGCCUCCGCCCUUCCGCAGUCUGCACUCCUAUGUGCCAUCUUUGGUGUCCCGAGGCAACUAUACCAUCGAGCUCUAUUAUCGCGCCCAAGUCUGGUGCAAGACGAUUCUAACUUCCGCGGACUGGAUACCGAUGACGAAGAGGAAGAUCAUCAGGAACUCAUCAAUGCCCCACGGGAUAUCAAGUCGCUUCGUGCAACCCUCUUCAGUCAAGCCCGCCAUUACGGUGUGACAGGUGGCAAAUGGAUCGUCUUUGUCAGUCGUCAGAAUCUUGACAAAGUAUGGUCCAUCGUUGCACACCGAACAGCUGAAGGUCGACUGGGCGUUGAAGCUACAGUACUUACUACGGGUAAAGACAGCGGCGAUGAUAUCCCCAUCUCAAUUCACACAAGCGACUUUGUCGAUCGUGGGGACGUGGUCUCGGUGCUCAAGGCCAUCAUACAAGCCAAGAUCACACAAGAGGCCGAACAGGCUCAAAUCUACUACAAACCUGACGUCUUUUCUCACCCUGGGACUCAACUCUGGUGCCAUAUAUGGACUUCGUACCAGCUAUUGGGACAGCGCCAAGUUGGAAAAGGAAAUCAAGUGGAAUUGAGAUCUGUAAGUGCAAGCCAAACCACCCAAAAUGUCUAG